CCUUCAAGUCUUUUAUGGCUUUAUUCAUACUUUGGCAUGUGCUUUUGUUGUAUUUAAAUCAUUAAAUGUACUAAACAUUUUCAGUAACCUGCGUUCGUUCAAAUAUAUGCAAGCCCUCCUCCUGAUCGUAAAGUGAUAACACUGCUAGACACGCCUGCCACUUCUCACUUCCUGUUUCACAGAUAAACCCUGUGGUUCUGAUGCAAGUGCACAAACAUUACCCUAAACAUCCCUAGAUGUUUCAAUGCUUUAGCACCGCAGCUUCACACAGAGACACACAGAGACACACAGAGACCAUGAACGACACCUGCUUGACUGGGGAUAAGGCGCUGUACACAGUCCUCUCUUUGGUAAUGUCUGUGGAAUUCAUCCUAGCACUGCCUUUAAACCUGUCUGUUUUGUACGUCUUCCUUUUUAAAUUCAAAUUCUGGAAGAAUAACAGCCUUUUCCUCUUCAACCUGGUGCUGGCAGACUUGCUGCUUCUGAUGUGCCUGCCAUUCAAAGCCUAUCACUUUCUAAAUGGGCAGCGACAAAGUGAAAAGGAUAGUGUCUGCAAAGCCAUGCUCUUCAUGCUAUUUCUGAACCGGGGCGCGAGCAUAGCUUUCCUCACCGUCAUCUCUAUGGAUCGUUACUUUAACGUGGUUCACUCUGGCAGGGAGAACUUUCUGAAGAUCCUUAAAAAGUCGCCCCAGAUUUCCAUUCUCAUCUGGAUCCUGCUGCUCCCCUUGGCCCUCCCCACCAUGUCGGAAACCUUUAAGUGCUGCAAUAGCUUUGGUCGUGCAGAGAAUCACACAAGAUACACCAAGAUUGCUGACGCUUUAAGAGAGACUGUGUUUUUCACCCAGAUUCUUAUUCCUUUCGGGGUGCUUGUGUUUUGCACAGUGCAGAUUACCAACCGACUCAAGAGAAAGACAGUUGGGGACAAGACCAAGUUGCGCAGAGCUGUAUUCCUAGUGGCCUCCGUGGUGCUAGUGUUCUCUGUUUGUUUUCUGCCAUUAACUUUAUCAAGGAUGAUCCUGUUGAUAGUCAGAGUCUAUGACAAGCAGGAGGCAGAGGAAAUUGUUGUGAAGAUCUACGAUACCCUCAUGUGCCUCUCCUACAGUGACUGUUUACUGGACCCACUGGUGUAUUGUUUCUGCAGUUCAAAAUUCAAAGAAGUGUACAUGUCCACUGUUUGCCCUUCAUGGUUCCUAAGGCAACGACUUGACACCCAAAGGACUGCUUCCCGAGACCCUGUGCACUCUUCUUCACACAAAAUUACAGUUGAACUGCAAAUGCUGUAACUAAAGUUUUUUUAGGGAAUAUUAAGGAAAUAUAUCCUUACUUGUAUGGCAUUUUCUUCUCCUAUUAGAUCGUACUGAUUUAUUUAUAGUACUGUAUUUGGAAAAAAGCUUUUAAUAUUCUGCAUUCAAUAUUCUGAUGUCAAUAUAAGUUUUGCCACAUACGUAUGUAUAGGGCAUCUAUUGGACGUUAAACAAAAAAUGCUUAAUAGAUGCAACAAAAAAGGGAACUGUAAAUUGUCAUUCCAGCAACUGCAUUUGUAUGAAACAUUAUUUGUCCAUAAAGCAUCAAGUGGACAUAUAUUGGAUAAGAGGGUUUAUUGCAUGCUGUUCUCUGCUAUCAGUGGAUAAUACGAACAGUGAAAUGAUGUGCGAUCUAUGACUUGUCCUGUAAAUAAGUGUGUUGUUUUAAGAUACAAUGUAUUAAGUUAAGUUUCAAUCUGUACAUUUUAAAAUAGAUUUGACAUUGUGUGUGAUUUUUGUCACUUGACAUAAAGACAGACUUUUCUGGAA
This is a messenger RNA of Clupea harengus (Atlantic herring), 1793 nucleotides long. Its product is annotated as 12-(S)-hydroxy-5,8,10,14-eicosatetraenoic acid receptor-like. Gene Ontology annotation, biological process: G protein-coupled receptor signaling pathway. Gene Ontology annotation, cellular component: membrane. The record is from RefSeq and is a predicted model, not a curated record. NCBI's taxonomy places the organism in Eukaryota, Metazoa, Chordata, Actinopteri, Clupeiformes, Clupeidae. Gene Ontology annotation, molecular function: G protein-coupled receptor activity.